GAUCAGUCGUUGCCUCGGUUCUCAAGCGACACCGCGAAUUCUAUGAAACACUUACAUUACCUUUCCAUUGAAAGCGACAAUUAUAUCAAUGGCUACGAAUUAAAAUAAUCGGUUAGGUUUGUGGCCUGUGUUAAUAUUGGAAUUAAAAUAAAGUUGUAACGUGUUACGUGCCACGUUUCACGUGUCAUGUGCUUUGAAUACCUGCUGGUAGUGAACAGUACUGUAGAUAGUGUAGAUAUAAUGUCAAUGAUUUGAUUUAACUAAGCAUCAAAACAGAAUGGAUAAUGUUGUUUCGCAUGGUGUGAACGGAGAACGAGUUUGAGGCUCUUAACCAAUGUAUAUUUGGAUUAAUUAAGAUGCUGAACGACUUCUUUUUUAAUCUUCGCUCAAUAAAGAGCUUAAGAGCGCUCAGUGACGGGAAGUGAGAAUAUUUGAGACCGAGUGGAAGAAAAAAGCAACAGAUUGGAAUCUCGGAGUUCCGUGUCACGGACGGCUUAUCAAGACGGUAGAGUAUAUACCUUUUGCUAGCAAAGGACUUCCACUUGUCACAACACACAAAGUCGUGGAGUGCUUCCUCAUCGCCGGGCACAAUGGCUUGGAAAUUUUUUAAAGUUCAGCACGAACGAUGGUCGAUUCACGCGGCUUCAAACAACCAAUAAACCACCUGUGGAGUGUAGCUUCAGCGGCUGCUUCAUCCGACGUGGAUUCUGAGUGUCUGUACGAAGAGAUUUCGAGCCUUUCGGGGCCUCAAGAUUCCGAAGAGGGGGCGCCGAUACCAACAAGUGAUAGAGUCCGCAGGAGCAAGAGGAAGGAAGACGGGAGAGCCCGAAGGAGGAACGGUGCCGGUGCUACCAAUAACUUCUCCAGGGUGGAGGAGGAAUAUGCAGUGCGUGGCAGUUACAGGGAGUCUGGGCAUCAUGACUCAUUCGAUUCAGGUGCAGCUACCCUCAAGCUGACGAGGGGGCGAAAAAAUCAUUCUCGAUAUCUUCAGACAACAACCACCACCACGACUACCACGUAUCAUCACGGGGGACGGAUUCCCCGCUUUAACGCCAGGCCGUCGCGCCAUCAUUUUGGCCGCAGCUCCUUCAGUAAUGAGACGCAGGAAGAAAUACAGGAAGACGACGAAGCCACUCUCAGAGAGUUGCUUGUAAGCCUGCAGAAACAGGUCAGCGUUAUGAGUAUGAACUUGAGUGCCAAGCUGGACGAGCUGCAGCAGCGGGGUGAUCGCCAACUGGAGACGACUGUCGCACUAUGUGAGAUACGCACGCAACUGCAGGAGCUUACCAAGAGUGUUGAGUCCUGCCAAAGUGAGGUCAGCGAGGUCAAGAGAGACAUGGUGGCGAUUAAGCAUGAAUUAGAUACAGUGCAGCAGGUGAAAGAAGAAAUAGAAGAAUUGCGAGAAUAUGUGGAACGCCUAGAAGAGCAUACGCAUCGGCGAAAACUUCGACUUCUCGAACAGGGGUUGACGUUUUUCCUGUCGUAUGCAAUACUGGCAGCGGUGCUUGGGAUGCUGCAGUUUGGAUACAAUACUGGAAUCAUUAAUUCGCCAGAGAAGAACAUUGAGAGUUUCAUGAAGGAUGUAUAUAAGGCUAGGUAUGGAGAAGAUAUGUCAGACAGUACUGUGAACAUUCUAUAUUCUGUGGCAGUCAGUAUAUUUGCAAUUGGUGGUAUGCUUGGCGGUUUUAGUGGAGGAACGAUUGCUAACAGAUUUGGGAGAAAAGGAGGCUUAUUGCUAAACAACGUGCUGGGCGUCGUGGGGGCAUGUCUCAUGGGCUUCACAAAAAUUGCCCAUUCGUAUGAAAUGCUGUUCUUUGGACGGUUUAUCAUAGGUGUGAAUUGUGGUUUGAACACAUCGUUGGUUCCAAUGUACAUAUCGGAGAUAGCGCCAUUGAACCUAAGGGGCGGCCUAGGCACGGUGAACCAGCUCGCUGUUACGGUGGGCCUCCUAGUUUCCCAAGUGCUGGGUAUUGAACAAAUCCUUGGUACAAAUGAUGGCUGGCCUGUUCUCUUAGGGCUGGCUGUUUGUCCUGCCAUUUUACAGCUAGUUCUCUUGCCAAUUUGCCCGGAAUCUCCAAGAUAUUUACUUAUCACCAAGCAAUGGGAAGAAGAGGCACGAAAAGCCUUGAGAAGGUUACGAGCAAGUAACCAAGUAGAAGAAGAUAUUGAAGAAAUGAGAGCAGAAGAAAGGGCUCAACAAGCGGAGUCCACCAUUUCAAUGACGGAGUUAAUAUGCAGUCCAACAUUAAGGGCACCUCUUGUCAUUGGAGUUGUAAUGCAGCUUUCACAACAACUUUCGGGUAUCAACGCUGUGUUUUACUAUUCAACGAGCUUGUUCAUAAGUUCCGGCUUAACAGAAGAGAGCGCCAAGUUCGCGAACAUCGGUAUAGGAUCAAUUAUGGUUGUUAUGACGCUCGUUUCCAUUUUUCUUAUGGACCGGACAGGGAGACGGACGUUACAUUUAUACGGUCUUGGCGGAAUGUUUAUCUUUUCCAUCUUCAUCACUAUCUCCUUCCUUAUAAAGGAGUUUUUUGGUUACGUGCAGGAAAUGAUAGACUGGAUGUCCUACCUUUCGGUGGUUUCGACACUGAGUUUUGUGGUGUUCUUUGCCGUGGGGCCUGGAUCUAUUCCGUGGAUGAUAACAGCAGAACUGUUCUCCCAAGGACCUAGGCCUGCUGCCAUGUCUAUUGCUGUUCUCGUCAAUUGGAUGGCUAAUUUCGUUGUUGGAAUCGGUUUUCUAAAAAUGAAGAGUGCCCUCGAAAACUAUACUUUUCUGCCAUUCAGCGCAUUCCUAGCCGUAUUUUGGAUCUUCACGUACAAGAAGGUUCCUGAAACAAAGAAUAAGACCUUCGAAGAAAUUCUAGCUUUAUUCAGGCACAAUAAUGGCAGGAGCAGUUUACGGGACAGUAGACUAUAUGGGAGCAUGCUAAACUGUGUGAAUGCCUCUGAUGGUGCUGAGGUGCUGAUGGUGGCUGAAGAGAAGCCACAUCCUGAAACAUUUGUAUUUGCAGCUGGUUCUUCCGUCGCCCCCGCUCAACCCGUGAGGCCACCGCCACCGCUUCCCCUGCCACGUUGUCCGAACAACGGUGUCUGACAAUGGGAAAUUCCUCUUAAUAUUGGAAAUGUGAUGUUAAUAAAUAAUCCGCCUUUGCUACUCGAUACAAACAGCUUGACCUUAGAGAACCAGCUCCACGACUCAAAAAAAGUUUACGUCGCAAGGUGACGACAAAAGACGAAGAGACUACUACCAACUUCGAAAGUGACAGAAGCUGUACAGAAUAUUGAAUAUGGACCUCAUUCAUACACUGCAUUGAUAUUCGAAUUAAAGACUUU
This is a messenger RNA of Belonocnema kinseyi, 3333 nucleotides long. RefSeq names its product glucose transporter type 1 (gene Glut1). Bases 626 to 3094 code for a protein of 822 amino acids. Gene Ontology annotation, biological process: monosaccharide transmembrane transport. NCBI's taxonomy places the organism in Eukaryota, Metazoa, Arthropoda, Insecta, Hymenoptera, Cynipidae. Gene Ontology annotation, molecular function: hexose transmembrane transporter activity. Gene Ontology annotation, cellular component: membrane. The record is from RefSeq and is a predicted model, not a curated record. The transcript is spliced from 16 exons.